UGUUCAAGUGAAAUAAAUGCAUGGCUGUCAUUUUGUGAGACAAAAUGUCUAUAACAACUUGCCAGAAGGUUACUCUUAUAUCAUGCUCGGUUCUCUGUAUUUCUCUCUUCCUGCCCAGAAUGCUUUUACCCAGAGGGAAAAAGGAGCUGGGUCGGCCUGAGGUUGGACCCGGGUUCUACCCUCCUGCGAUGCACCGGCUGUCGUUGCCAGUGGACCCAGAGCGGUGGGGUGUGGACCCUUCGUACUCCAUGGCACACAGUGCUGAGGCCAUGGCCAAAAUGAAAGGCAUCGGACAAGGCAAAAAAUACAACCUGAUGGCUCAAGCGAUACCCAUAUAUGGCUUUGGGAUACUCCUGUACAUGCUCUAUAUAAUCUAUAAGCUGACAUGUAAGGGGAAGGCUACUCCAUCAGGAUACUGCACUCCAGUAACCAAGGCAAACAUGGAGAAUAAGAUUCCGCCCGAUCAUGAUCUUGUCAAGCUUCAGGAGAGACUUCGGCGAACAGAAAUGAUGAUGGAGAGGAUUGUCUCUGGAAAGAGUCAUGGUUCUGGGAGUGGCAGAAGGAGGAAGAGUAAAGGUUCGACAUCAAAGAAGGAGGAGAAAUUACUCAAGCAACUUCGACAGAUCACACAGCUGAUACAAGAGAACCGACUGGAGGCAGCUUCCCCGGAGAUGGAGGCAGAGGAGGUCCCCUACUGUGUAGACUGGGAAGGAUACCCGGAGGAGACCUACCCAGAGUACGACGAGCCCUAUAAAAGACGUGGAUUUGACAUCUUCACACUGGAGGAGCCCCCCAGGCAGCCCACCGCCGAGGCCCUGGCAGAGAGGAUGGAGCAAGAGGAGGAAGAGAUUAUGGCGAGGAAACUAUCCAUAGUGCAAGAGCUGGACGAAGACGUAGAAGAGGAGGAGGCCGAGGAAGAGGAGGAGGAAGAUGAGGAUAAAGAGGAUGAAGUAGAGGAAGAGACAGAGGAAGAGGAGGAUGAGGAAGAGAAAGCAGAGAAAAGGCAGUUGCUCAGUCUUGCUCUAUCCCAGCCGGCUGAAGAACAAAAGCAGGAGAGACUUGGUUUGGAGGUGAGCAAAGAGCUGCAGUGUCUCAACGGAGUGAAGAAGCAAAUUAGCUUUAGCGACUUCAAAGAUGUGUUCCACUACCCUAAAGAGGAGACUUAUGAAGAGGAGGAGGAGGAGAAGGAAGAUGAGGUGGAGGAAGAGGAUGAGGGGACAGAGGUGGAAGAGGAGGAGGAAGCGGAUGAAGAUGAUCCAGUGAUGGAGGCGGAGAGCCUGCUGUUCAGCUGCGUGGGUUGUCCCAACCCAGAAGAGGAAGCAGAGGAGGAUAAAGAGGAGUUAAUGUCGGAGGAAGAUGGUUCGAUCCACGCAGACAUGCCUAAAGAAGUCGGGGCAAGUGGGCUGAGGAUGCGGAACAGGAGGGAGACGUAAAGGACUUUUACAAUUACCUAAAAUUAGUUUUUAAACACAUAAUGUUCCUCAACUUGUACUUUAUUUAUUACUAAUCCCUUAUAUGUGUAAAAUAUAGAACACAAGCUAAAUAGAGACAUGCAAUGCUGCUCUGAAGGGAUACUUUUAUACAAAUAAUAGUCUCCUUUCACACAUAUAGCUUCUGAUGCUUGUUAAUUUCAUUUACAGGCUGUUCUUUUAAGGGGAGCACCACCUAAAUUAAGAAUUCCAAUAUGUUAUUUCCAUGGCAUACUGUAGGAAAGUUCAAUCAGUCUGUGUGAACA
Molecule: messenger RNA, 1735 nt
Organism: Sebastes umbrosus (honeycomb rockfish)
Lineage: Eukaryota; Metazoa; Chordata; Actinopteri; Perciformes; Sebastidae
Gene: ric3a
Product: RIC3 acetylcholine receptor chaperone a
Exons: 6
Coding region: 45-1433 (462 amino acids)
Biological process (GO): protein localization to cell surface; synaptic transmission, cholinergic
Cellular component (GO): neuron projection; neuronal cell body; intracellular membrane-bounded organelle
Source: RefSeq, a predicted model, not a curated record